CCAUAUAAUAUUGCCGCCAACUUGUGGUUUUUACUUUCUUGUCAAUAAAAUUAACGUUAGGUAGUUUGAUAAAUCUUAUUUUUUAAGUUAAAAUAAUAUUAUUUAUAUCGUUGAAAUUAUAUAAUUUAUAAUGCUUGAUCUCGUGGGAAACUAUAGUCAAGCGGAGUUUGACAGACUUCCUUUUAAUUAUGCGGACUUGUCAUCUGUUUAUCACUUAGCCAAUAUAAAUUAUAAAAGACAAUUUGCACAUAUAUAUGCCCAUAGACUGACAGAAGUUAGGGAAAUUUUAACUGAAAAAGUACAGCAAAAAUGGGGUAAAGAAUGUACCAUUUACAAACUUUCUGAAUUAUAUGAUAAAAUAGAUGAAGAAUGCAUUAUAAUUGGGACAUUAUUUAAGCAUCAGGAAUUAAAACCCAGUAUACUAAAAGAAAUAAGCGAAGAACACAAUCUGAUUCCACAACCUCAAAGAACUCACUUUGUGUCAGAUAAAGAUGAAUUAAUUAUUGAAGAUGAAUUACAAAGAGUACCUUUGAUAUUAGAAAACUGCAAUGAUAGUAUUUUAAGUAUUAACAAUAUUAUGACUGGAUGUAUUGUUGCCUUAAAAGGUAUUCCUUUGGAUGGAGGAAAGUUUAAUGUUAUUGAAUGUUGUUGGCCUACACCAUCUAUACCUAAUAAAAUAACUGCUCAAAGUCUAGGAGAAGAUCGGUUUUUAGUUUUGAUAAGUGGCUUAGAACUGGCCACUAGUGUAGAUUCCCAUUUUCAUGUACAGUUGUUUGUUGAUUGGGUAUCUGGUUUACUAGGCGACAUACAGGAAAAUGAAAAGGCUUCCAAGAUAAUUCAAGUUCUAAUAGCUGGCAAUAGUAUCAGAAAUACACCUAUGAAAAAACCUAAUUAUAGAGAUAAAAUAGAUGAUUUCCCCAAAGAUAUUCAAGCGAUCAAGCAGCUCGAUGAAAUCCUACAACAACUUGCUUCUACUGUUGAUGUACAAAUAAUGCCUGGAGAGUAUGAUCCUACUGAUAGAAUUUUACCUCAGCAAGCUUUCCAUAAAUGUCUAUUUCCUAAAACUUCUGAGUACUCAAACUUUCAUAGAGUGACAAAUCCAAAUAAGUUUGAACUUGAAGGUAAUCUUAUUAUGGGAUCUUCAGGGCAAACUGUUCAAGACAUUCAAAGGUUUUCUAAUUUAGUUGACCCUAUUGAAAUAUUAGAAAAAAUAUUGGAAUGGGGUCAUCAAAUACCCUCCGCUCCAGACACACUUCCAUGUUAUCCAUUUGAAGGACAAGAUCCAUUUAUAAUUAGAGAAAUGCCAAAUGUAUUUUUUGUUUCAAAUCAGCAAUCUUUUCAGACAUUACUUAAAGAUAAUAAUGAUGUAACUACAAGGCUUAUCAGCAUACCUUCAUUUGCAGCCACUCAAACCUGUGUAUUGUUAAAUUUAAAUACAUUAGAUUGCUACCCAAUAUCAUUCAAAACAUUUUCACCAUAAAAUUUUUUUUUAUUUGUUAACAAAAUAGUAAAACAGUAAUUAUUUGUUUCCUUUACUUGCACUUGAAACAGAUUUUACUUCUUCAGCUGUAAAUAUAUUCAAAUGUACCAAUGCAGCCAACAACUGGUCAUGUGAGUUUCCAAUGAAUUUAUGGUUUAAAAACAAAGGAAAUCCACGAUAUUUAUCACCCAUAGUAUAUAAAGGAACUCUUACAGUACCAAGUACCUGUUAAAUAUUUAAUUAUAUUAAAUUUUUUUAUAGCAAUGAUUAUUUUUAUACUUGUAUAUUAUUAAUAAAAACUUCUCUUACUUCA
Molecule: messenger RNA, 1793 nt
Organism: Daktulosphaira vitifoliae (grape phylloxera)
Lineage: Eukaryota; Metazoa; Arthropoda; Insecta; Hemiptera; Phylloxeridae
Gene: PolD2
Product: DNA polymerase delta subunit 2
Exons: 9
Coding region: 131-1480 (449 amino acids)
Biological process (GO): DNA strand elongation involved in DNA replication; DNA replication
Cellular component (GO): delta DNA polymerase complex
Molecular function (GO): DNA binding
Source: RefSeq, a predicted model, not a curated record